Ceratitis capitata (Mediterranean fruit fly) is the source of this 1237-nucleotide messenger RNA. RefSeq lists its product as uncharacterized. The transcript is spliced from 3 exons. Lineage: Eukaryota; Metazoa; Arthropoda; Insecta; Diptera; Tephritidae. Bases 454 to 843 code for a protein of 129 amino acids. The record is from RefSeq and is a predicted model, not a curated record.
UAUUAGAAAGUGUGAAAUACAUACAUACAUACCCACACAUGUGUAUACAUGUGUAUGUGCAUAUAUAGAUCUACUCACACAACUAUCGCGCAUCGCAUAAACAAAACGUGAACGUAAGCGAAUAAUUAAAUGUUUGUUGUUAAUUUGGAGAUUUGUUUAAAAGGAAACAUCAUAUAAUUAAGAACAUUCAGUUGUGAACGAGCUGGCGCGCAGUCAAGUGUAGCAUUUUUUUGUUGGAAAUUGCGGUUAUCACAAGUGAAUUUACUUUGACACAAUUUUGUUCCGUAAGAAAGUUUAUAAAUUACACAAAUAGCAAUUAAUAUAAAGUGCAUGAAAUUUUGCAAAAAAGUGCAACCCCCCUCUAAGCUGUUGCAAAUAAAAAUAAAGUGCGUUUUAAGACGUCAUCCAAAAUAAAUCACGUACAAAAAGCUAAUCAACAAAAAAUAUAUUAUUAUGUCCUGUAAAGUGUUUUCGUAUCUGCUAAGUGUUCUACUUAUUGCACAGAUACCGAUUAAUGGCAUUAGCGCCAGUACGGAUGAUAACGAGAUCGACAAUGCGCCAGAAUAUUAUUUAUUGCAGGGUGUGAAAGUCUAUCCCGCUGAUCGUGAAUGCGCCUUACUCGGAGGUUUGUGCGUGCACAGCAGUGAUUGUUUGGAACCGACCACAAAUCGGGGUCUAUGUCCAUCCAACAAGCAUCGCGGCGUGGAGUGUUGCUAUGAAUUGCCAGUGAGGCCCGCACCGUGUGAGCAGCAUUUGGGCGUCUGCAUGGAUAAUUGUGCCGAAUAUCUACAGCGACCGGGUACCGAUUGUCAAGGUGGACAGGUCUGCUGUAUCCUAGUCUAAGCCUGAACAAAAGUUGACGCCUCUGUCGGACGUGUGCGCAUAUUUAUGUAUAUUUAAAUGAAUAUAACUAAAAUAUAUAUAUAUAAUAAUAAUAAAUAUAAAAUACAAUAAUUUUUAAAAUCUGUAACUAAUGUAUGUACGUUUGUACAAAUAUAACAAAUUGCAUUAAAGAAUAAGCUUUAAGAAUCGUUCGACUGAUUCGUUCGAUUGAAGAGAGAAAGUGAAAGUAAGAGGAAGCAUCGAAUGCAACUCAUUUGCUCGUCAGAGUGAUUAUUAAUUGUAUUGUAGUUUUGUAUGUACGAGUAUUCUUCCUUGAUAUCGUUUCGCUUUCACUUAUGUAUUUUUGUUUUAGUCUUUACGUUAAGUUAAUAAAAGGAAACUUGCUUAUCUCUUA